CUCCUUUGCAGGCAGCUUGUGAAUUGCAACUUGCAAAGCAACAAUGAUUACAAUUCGUUCGAUUUGGAUGUUUUGGUUGCUGGCCACCAGUGGUUUUGUGCUGGUGUUCAGUGCCACUAAGCGAGCCCCGACAGCUAUUAUAACUGAUAUCCUGUCCGUCGACGAACCAGCGCCCGAGCCCAACCAUCAUCUUGCCACUCGUCUGUUACGCUAUUUCAUCUUCGGUGGCAUCAUUCAAGCAAUCUCAGCCGAAACACGAAUCCCCCGACGCAGGCUGGUGUUCGGAGGCCGUAGUAUGUUUCAGGAUAAGCAUAGCCAAGCCGGCCCUAGUACACACGCCGCUCAUGUUGUUCGCGUGUGCGCCAUUAAUGCUGGCCUAACGGGUGCAAACCCUAACCUUACCAUUGCGUUGCAGAACUAUAUCGGCCACACACAAGAUGUGCCACGCAUUUAUAAUUAUUUUGCCGGCGUUGGCGGUGCAAUUGAUCUGUUUCAAUCGAGCAGCCUGAAGGAGCUGUCAAAGAUUGAUUUUACAGGGUUCUACAAUGGCACUAAUAAGGAUACCGUGAUCAAGCUUAGCAAUGCCUUUCGAGGUAUCGUAGAAAAAUACGCGAGAAAGGAGAAUCAGGCCACCGUUGUUAUUGAUGUGGCGAAAGCAACAGCGUAUUGUACAGAUCCUUCAUUGCUGUUUGCCAGAGGUACGGAAGGGCAUAGGAUGGUGAAGGAUGGAACGUUUUUAAGGAAUUAUUUUACACCCAACAGCACGGCAGUAGUAAUUGAUCCGAAAGAAUGUCAUAAAGGCCAGACUCAAACGAAUGUUGCAGGUUCGAAACGAUCACGCGCUUAAGUGGCAGAACAUUGAAUUGAUUCGACGCGAUA
Molecule: messenger RNA, 879 nt
Organism: Anopheles coluzzii
Lineage: Eukaryota; Metazoa; Arthropoda; Insecta; Diptera; Culicidae
Exons: 1
Coding region: 44-847 (267 amino acids)
Source: RefSeq, a predicted model, not a curated record